Molecule: messenger RNA, 735 nt
Organism: Oryzias latipes (Japanese medaka)
Lineage: Eukaryota; Metazoa; Chordata; Actinopteri; Beloniformes; Adrianichthyidae
Source: RefSeq, a predicted model, not a curated record
GGGAGGAAACAGCUUGCACAUCAGGAUGAAGCUGUUGCAAGAUCAGGAUGAAUCGACGAGCAACAGAAAGUUACUAAAAUCUCAGGUGGAGAAGCGUCGCAGGGAGAGGAUGAAUCGCAGCCUGGAGAGACUGAGGACUAUGCUUCUGCCGGAGCCUCACCAGGUCGGUUCAGAUCCACUUUGGGUGCUUUUCUGUCCUCGUGCUGAUGAUCCGUUGAUUCACGCUGCUGCUGCUGUCGCGCAGGUCACUCCUAAACACAGAGUUGAAAAGGCUGAGAUCCUGGAACACACAGUCAUCUUCCUCCAGAAAACCACCAAAGAACAGACGAGAAGUGGCCAGAAGCAGUCCUUCCGGGAUGGGUUCUCCACCUGCCUGCGGAGGGCCUCCCGGUUCCUGGGCCCUCAGGGAAAGGGCCUCUGGCUGGGACCUGCGCUGGAUGCUACCUUCUCCACCCGCCUUGCUCGUUCCGAUUUUGAUUCUUCCGGCCUCCAAACCAGAUCCUUCAGCUCCCUGCAGCACACGAGGUCCCUCCUUCAGAAGCUGCGGCAGAAGUCCAAGGACAGGUUGCGCGCGCAGGUCUUCGGCGCGCCGCCCGUCCAGCAAAGCCAAGCCAGAGCUGCGCAGCCUCACAGACACGAGAGAGCAGCGAGCAAAGACGGCUCGGCCCAGUCCGGCCCUCUCAGCCAGACUCUGUGGAGGCCCUGGCCCUGACCCGGUCACCAACCAGCCGAACU